CUAUCUUUUCUUUUUUCCUCUCAGCUUUUGAAGGAGAUGAAGAAGAUCUUGGUUCGUGGUUCAAUCGUUACAGGAAAAGGCCGUAGUUUUAGUUGAAUAAAUAACAGUUCCUGCAAGUUCAAUCCUACAAGAAAGGCUUGUUCUUCGACCGUAAAGCUUCAGGAUUUGUUGGUUUCAACUAAAGGGGUCACCAUGUCUUACUUGCCCGCUCGAAAGGGGAGACACAGACAACGGUACACGGAUCAUCUGAGGCUUGUUGCUGGGUGUAUUCCAUACAGACUGGAGAAUGAUACCGAAGAAAGCAGGAUCAGUGUUCUAAUGAUAUCCACGCCGAACCGUGAUGAUCUUGUUUUCCCCAAAGGCGGAUGGGAAGAUGACGAGACCGUGCACGAAGCGGCAUGUCGGGAGGCCCUCGAGGAAGCUGGAGUCAAAGGAAUACUCGAUGUAGGAGGAUCCACUGGAGUGUGGGAAUUCAGAAGCAAGAGCAAACAGAACAGCUGCAGCCUUGAAGGUGGUUGCAGAGGUUACAUGUUUGCCUUGGAGGUGACCGAGGAACUCGAUUCGUGGGCCGAACAGAUCACUUACAACAGGAAAUGGGUUUCGCCUGAAGAGGCGUAUAAGUUGUGCCGGUACGAUUGGAUGAGAGAAGCGCUGGGGGUACUGUUGAGAGGGAUGAAGAGGCGGCAGCAGCAGCAGCAGAUGUUACCAGCUGGUUGCUCUGCAAACCCAUCAAACCUUGAAGAGUCUUUACAAAUAAGUGUAUUGUCCAGGUUAAUGACUUCAACUCCUAGCACUAGGCAAGUGUUAUGAGUUACAUAAUUGUGAUUAA
Messenger RNA from Hibiscus syriacus, 829 nucleotides. RefSeq names its product nudix hydrolase 13, mitochondrial-like. The transcript is spliced from 6 exons. The record is from RefSeq and is a predicted model, not a curated record. Gene Ontology annotation, cellular component: cytoplasm; nucleus. Lineage: Eukaryota; Viridiplantae; Streptophyta; Magnoliopsida; Malvales; Malvaceae. Gene Ontology annotation, molecular function: pyrophosphatase activity. The coding region runs from base 193 to 810 and encodes 205 amino acids.